AAAUUUAAAUAUAAAGUUUUGUGGAUUAAAGUGGAUGUAAAAUGGAAUUCAACAAACCGGAACCGUUGAAAUUAACUGGAAAUUUGAUUGAAAAUUUCAAAAUAUUUAAACAGGAAUUCCAAAUAUAUUAUAAUGCAACUGAGUGUUCCUCGAAAAAAGAAGAAACUCAGGCAGCGAUUCUGUUGAACUUAAUUGGAACAGACGGAAUAAAAGUGUAUAAUACACUUAAAAUUAAAUCUGAAACAGUAAGUGAAAUAUUAAAAGCAUUGGAAAAUUAUUGCAUCCCAAGAAAAAAUGAAAUCAUGGAGCAUUAUAAAUUUUUUUCGCGUAAGCAAGGAGCGGAAGAGCCAUUCGACAAUUUUUAUACUGAUUUAAGAAAAUUGAUCAAAACUUGUGGUUUGGAAACUUGUGAAGAUAAAUUGUUACGAACACAAAUUGUGUUAGGAAUACUCAACAAAGACGUCCAGGCUAGUUUGUUGAGAGAGGACCUGUCACUCGAUAAAGUAGUCAAUCACUGCCGGGCAGCGGAACAGAUGGAAAUCAACAGAAAAACAAUACAAGAAGGAAGCACCAGGUCAUUAUUCAACAUUGAAACAAAUCAAAAGGAGUGUCAUGGAACAGUUUCAUAUGGUCAGUCAGCACAGGAAUCAAAUUCAAAAUCAGGUUUUAAAAAUAAUAGUAUGUUGUCUAAAAAAAUUAGUAAUAAGGAAAAUUAUUUUAUUAAUAAUUGUACAAGAUGUGGCAAAAGUCAUAAAAUUAAUAUGUGUCCAGCAUUUAAAAAAAUAUGUAGUAAUUGUGGUGGUGUAAAUCAUUUUAAAAUUAUGUGUAAAAAGGAUAAAAAAUUUAUUUAUAGUAAAAAACAAGUAAAUAGUUUUGAGAAUGCUAAUAGUGUUGAGAAUUAUGUGUCGUUAGAUGCUCUUGAAAUCAUGUGUUCAGAAGAAGUGAAAAAACAAAAUAGAUCUUGGAUUGGAGAAAUUAUAAUUAAUGAUUAUAAAACAAGUAUAAAACUUGAUACAUGUGCUGAAUUAAAUGUAAUGCCUUCUAAAUUGUUUAAUAAAUUAAAAAAUGUAAAUAUUGAUAAUAGUAAUGUUGUAAUCAAAUCAUUUGGAGGUUAUUUAACAAAAUCGAAUGGUAAAGUCUUAGUUGAAUUAAAAAAUGGAUAUUAUAAGUGUAAUAGAGUAUUUGAAAUUGUAAAUUAUGAGGGAUUACCAUUAUUAAGUUAUGAAGCAUGUAUAGCUUUAAAUUAUAUUAAAAAAGAUGUGAAUGAGAUUGAAACUAUUAUAAGGGAUAAUAUAAAGGAAAAUUUUAUUUCUAAAAAUAAGGAUGUUUUUGAAGGUAUAGGGAAAUUUCCUGAUAAAAUAAAUAUUAAAUUAGUUGAUAGUGUUAUACCCAAAUGUAAUCCACCUAGGAGAGUUCCAAAUAAAUUAAUGGUUAAGUUAAAAGAGCAACUAGAUAGAAUGAUUAAACUAGAUAUUAUUCAAGAAAGCAGUGAACCAAGUGAGUGGCAAAGUAAUUUAGUAAUUAUUGAAAAGCCUGAUAAAUCUCUCAGAUUAUGUUUAGAUCCAAGAGAAAUUAAUAAAUAUGUGGUAAGGGAAAUGUAUCAAAUACCCCUAUUGGAUGAUAUGAGAUCUGUCCUUAGUAAUAAAAGUAUUUAUAGUUUGUUUGAUUUAAAAGAAGGUUUUUAUCAUUGUGAAUUAGAUUCUGAAUCUGUUAAGUUGUGUACUUUUAGUAGUCCUUUUGGAUCAUAUAGUUUUAAGCGUUUACCAUUUGGUUUGUCAAUGGCACCAGAGAUUUUUCAAAAACUAAUGAUGAAAUAUUUUGGUGAUAUUCCAGGAGUAUUAAUAUAUUUUGAUGAUUUAUUAGUGUGUGCUAGUUCUAGAGAGGAACAUGAUAAAAUUAUUUGUAGAGUAUUGGAAAGAGCUCGAAAAUAUAAUAUUAAGUUUAAUUCAAAGAAAUUACAAUAUGCAACUAAUGAAGUUAAAUUUUUAGGAUUUAUUUUUAAUGAAAAGGGAGUAAAACCUGAUAAUGAUAAAAUUCAGUCUAUACAAGAGUUAACAACACCUAUAAAUAAAAAACAACUCCAAUCAUUCUUAGGAAUGAUAAAUUAUUUAAGAGCAUUUUUACCUAAUUUAUCGGAACGAUUAAAACCUUUUAGAGAGCUUCUAAAAAAGAAUGUUUUGUGGAAUUGGAGUGUUGAAUGUGAAAGGGCAUUUUGUGAUUUGAAGGAGAGUCUAUGUAAUGUGACAAUAUUGGCUAAUUUUAAUAACGAUCAAGACCUAGAAAUACAAUGUGAUGCGUCUGAGGGGGCUUUGGGCUGUUGUAUUUUCCAAAACAAGCGGCCUAUAUAUUAUGCAUCGAGAUGUCUGAGUGAAAUUGAGAAAACAUAUGCUCAAAUAGAAAAAGAAAUGCUUGCUAUUUCUUUUGCAUGUACUAAGUUUCAUUCAUUGAUUUAUGGAAGAAAAGUGACUGUGUUUACUGAUCACCAACCUCUUGUUUCAAUUAUGUUAAAAGAACUGAACAAAAUUCCCAAUAAUCGAAUAAGGAGAUUACGAAUGAAAUGUAUGUUGUAUGAUAUUAAGGUGAAAUAUCUCCCAGGUAGAGAAAUGUAUGUAGCUGAUUUGUUAAGCAGGAAUUAUAUUAAAAGAGAUGUAACCGGUGAAACGAUAGUAAAUGAUGUAGUUCAUGCAAUUAGUGAAAUACAAAUUAAUUUUUCAAAUGAUAAGGAGGAUGAGUUUAAGAGAAAUACUGGAAAUGAUGAGGUGUUAAAACAAAUUAUGGAAUUUUGUAAAAAAGGUUGGCUUAAGGUUAAGUGUGAGGGUGAACUCAAACAUUAUUGGAAAUUGAGAAAUGAAAUAUACUUGGAGAAUGGAUUAAUUUAUUAUGGUAGUCGACUAGUUAUUCCUAAGGUUAUGAGACAAUAUAUAAUUAAAAAGCUUCAUGAACCACAUUUUGGUAUAAGUAAAACAAAAGCUAGAGCAAAACAAUUAUUUUACUAUCCAGGUAUAAACAAUGAGAUAGAAAAUUGGAUUAGUGCUUGUCCAGUAUGUUUAAAAUUUAGCUCUAGUAAAACUAAAGAACCUUUAAAAUCACAUUUUAUACCUAAUAUUCCAUUUUAUAAAAUUGCACUAGACAUUGCUGAGUAUAAUAAAAUAAAUUACCUAAUUAUUGAGGAUUACUAUUCUAGAUGGCUAGAGGUUAUUAAAUUAGGUUCUAAAACAAGUGAAUCAGUAGUAAUUAAGUUAAAAGAAGUAUUUAGUAAAUUUGGCAUACCAAAUGAAGUCGUAGCUGAUAAUAUGCCUUUUGGUAGUGUUAACUUUCAUCAGUUUGCUAAAGAGUGGAAUUUUAAAAUUACCAACACAAGUCCACAGCAUGCACAGAGCAAUGGGCUUGCAGAAAAAGGAGUUGGGAUAGCUAAAAAUAUGUUAAAAAAGUGCUUGUAUACAGGUUUGGAUUUUGAAUUGUGUUUACUUAUGUAUAGAAAUACACCCGUUGCUGGUCUAUCUUAUAGCCCCGCCCAACUUUUACAAAGUAGAGAACUUAGGAGUACAUUAAUAGUGAAAGAUAAUAACUUAAAACCAAAUGUUGUAGAAUGUUAUGAUGAAAUGUUAAAAAAUAAACAAAAACAAAAAGAAUGGUAUGAUAAAACUGCUAAAUUUAAUAAUUAUGAGUUUAGGGAAGGACAUCUAGUAUAUGUGCAAGAUAAAUUCAAAAAGGUUUGGGAACCUGGAACUAUAAUUAAAAAACUCAAAUAUCCUAGAAGUUUCUUAAUUAAAUUAUUAACAGGAAGUGUAAUUAGGAGAAAUGUGAAAUGGUUAAAAAGGAGGAGAAAUAUUGAAAUUUAUGAGGAGGAUAAUGAUGGAUUUUCAAAUGCAAGAGAGGAAACUAAUAAUAAACCUAUAGAUAAUAAAGAAAGUAGUGAGGUACAGUUGAAUGAUAAUAAUGUAGUAAAAAAUAAACGAACAAUCAAAAAACCACAAAAGUAUAAUGAUUAUGUAUUUUAAUAAAAUGAUGUGUAUUAUUUUGUACUUGUAUUAUUGUUAAUUUAUUUUUGUUAAUUGAUAGCAAAAUUAAUUUUAAAGUAAUUUCUAUAAAAAAAAAAAAAAAAAAAGAGAUGUUGCAGUGGUAACACUGCUUUUAUAAUGUUUGCAUUGAUAAAUAAAUAAGUUGUUGUUUUAAUUUUAAAAUAAAUAUAAAAUAAAAGUGUGCUUUCUUGUAUUAUAGAAUAAACAUAAUUUCUAUUUAAUUAAAAUUAGUUUUUAUUUACACCUAGAGAUUUAAAGACUAAAAUU
Daktulosphaira vitifoliae (grape phylloxera) is the source of this 4289-nucleotide messenger RNA. RefSeq lists its product as uncharacterized. Gene Ontology annotation, molecular function: nucleic acid binding. The record is from RefSeq and is a predicted model, not a curated record. Lineage: Eukaryota; Metazoa; Arthropoda; Insecta; Hemiptera; Phylloxeridae. Bases 42 to 4001 code for a protein of 1319 amino acids. The transcript has a single exon. Gene Ontology annotation, biological process: DNA integration.